AUGAGAGCUCGUGCGUUCAGUAUUCUUCGUGGCAGUUCACGGCACAGGCCCCACGCGAUAUCCCUCACCCUACGAAGAACCAGUCAUCGAAGUGUUGACCUUUCCGAGACCACUUCCGAUGUCGCAAACGACUUUGGUUCUUACGAUGUCAUUCUUCCACCAGAGCCUUUCGUAUGGGGCGUCGCCCAUAUCAAGCCGCGCUGUGUGCCUGAAGACAUUCGCAGACCGCGUUAUGCGCUCUCAUUUGACUCUGCUUCUACCCUUGGCUUCGGCGAGGACACGUCUACGGGGCCUCAGCACGUUCGGGACAAGCUAAUUGCACUUCAAGACGAGGAAACUGUGAGGCGCGUCGGUAGGCUGGCGAAGGAAGUGCUACUCUACGCAGGAAGCCUGGUGCAGGUGGGCGUAACGACGGAAGCCGUUGACGCAGCUGUGCACGAAUUCAUUCUGUCUCACUCCGCAUACCCAUCUCCCCUCCUGUAUAAUGGCUUCCCGAAGUCAUGCUGCACCAGCGUCAACAAUAUCAUCACUCACGGUAUUCCCGAUGACCGCUCACUCAUGGACGGAGAUAUCGUGAAUGUUGACAUCACAAUAUAUAAGGAUGGCUUUCACGGGGACACGUCGCAGACAUUCCUCGUCGGCGACGUGGACGAACAAGGCCGUGCACUUGUUCAGACCACCCGUGAGGCAUUGGAGGCAAGCAUCGCCGCGUGUGCGCCCGGCCGACCAUUCAAGGGUAUUGGCAAAGCAAUCUACGAGCUCGUUCGAAACACCGAAUUUUCUGUGAACACGCAGUUCACCGGGCAUGGCAUCGGCGAGGACUUCCAUAGGAGACCUUGGAUUUUGCACCACCUGAACGAUGAGCCAGGUGUAAUGCUGCCCGGUCAUUGUUUCACGAUUGAGCCGUGCAUUGUCCAAGGCGCCGACCCCAACGGCUGGAUGUUCCCAGACGGCUGGACAGUUUCAACCGAAAACUGUGCACGUAGUGCACAAGCAGAACAUAUGGUCUUAAUCACCGAAACCGGGGCGGAGGUACUGACACGAUAG
Molecule: messenger RNA, 1047 nt
Organism: Sparassis crispa
Lineage: Eukaryota; Fungi; Basidiomycota; Agaricomycetes; Polyporales; Sparassidaceae
Product: Methionine aminopeptidase 1
Exons: 7
Coding region: 1-1047 (348 amino acids)
Biological process (GO): proteolysis
Molecular function (GO): metalloaminopeptidase activity
Source: RefSeq, a predicted model, not a curated record